Syzygium oleosum is the source of this 1690-nucleotide messenger RNA. RefSeq lists its product as uncharacterized. The record is from RefSeq and is a predicted model, not a curated record. Gene Ontology annotation, molecular function: DNA binding; 5'-flap endonuclease activity. The transcript is spliced from 6 exons. The coding region runs from base 76 to 1263 and encodes 395 amino acids. NCBI's taxonomy places the organism in Eukaryota, Viridiplantae, Streptophyta, Magnoliopsida, Myrtales, Myrtaceae. Gene Ontology annotation, biological process: DNA replication, Okazaki fragment processing.
AGUUAAACCCAUCCGUGAUUCUGUACUUCCGUUCUUCUGAAGCAGCACCGCUCAGCGUGCUCGAGCUGAAAGAAGAUGGAGAUGGCGGUGCAGGUGAGGCCUCGACCGAGCGUGACGCCGUGGCCGUCGUCUCUUCCCUUCUCCGCGAGCCUGAAGAUCAGAGCAGACGCGACCGGCGGCACGACGAGGGCAAGCAGAAGGCGGAGCAUCCAGGCGGCGUUUUCUCCCUCGGUGUCAUUCCGUCGAACAGCUGAUGAGCAAUCUUCCUCGAAAGGCGAACCCAGUAGUCUUGGUGACGGGACGAGAGGAGGGGGGAAUGCAAAGAUGAAGGCGAGCAAGAAGAGGGUCUUCUUCUUGGACGUGAACCCUUUGUGCUACGAGGGGAGCGCUCCCAGCCUGCGCUCCUUCGCUCGCUGGAUUUCUCUCUUCUUCUCUCAAGUCAGCCGCGACGACCCUGUCGUUGCCGUUCUUGAUGGGGAAAGGGGCAGCGAGCAUCGGAGACGGUUGUUACCCUCGUAUAAAGCACAGAGGAGGAAAUUCUCAAGGCAGCAUGGGUCGCCUUUGCUAAGAUCUUCACGGAGCUCAGUGGACAGAUCUCAUCGAUUCGUCGUAAAUUUCCUUAAGGAAUGCAAUGUGCCGGUCAUUAAAGUUGAAGACCACGAAGCAGAUGAUGUCGUAGCUACUCUCGUGGAGCAAGCUCUUCAAAAAGGAUAUCGAGUGGUCAUUGCCUCUCCUGAUAAAGAUUUUAAGCAGCUGAUAUCUGAAUAUGUCCAGAUUGUUAUGCCUGUGGAUGAGUUACAGCGCUGGUCCUUUUACACUCUGAAACACUAUGUUGAGCAGUAUAACUGUGAUCCGGAUUCCGAUCUGAGCCUUAGAUGCAUCCUGGGUGACGAUGUUGAUGGUGUUCCGGGAAUCCAACACUUGGUUCCAGCAUUUGGUCGGAAAACUGCCGUCAAGCUGCUCAAGAAACAUGGAUCAUUGGAAAAUUUGCUAAAUGCUGCAGCAGUAAGAACUGUGGGUAAGGAAUAUGCACAAGAAGCCCUAACAAAGUAUGCAAAUUAUCUGCGAAGAAAUUAUGAAGUUCUAGCUCUGAGGAGGGAUGUCAAUGUUUUUCUUCAAGAGGAGUGGUUGGUUGAAAGAAACUCUGCUGGUGAUUCAAGAAAUUUAUCUACCUUCCUAACAUUGCUGGAAGAGGCAAAGCUCCAUCAUCACAAUAGACAUCAUCCUCCAAAGAAUUUAGCCUCAGAAGAUACAGCAUGUUGAGGCGGAGAGUUGCGGGACAUCUUUUUGGCAACCUGGCACAAUGGAAGGCGGUAUGUUUAAGGGAGAGAUUGAAGCAGAAGAUGAAUUUGGCGGAGCAAUCUGGUUCCAAAAUACAGUUCAGUCAAACUCCACUUAUCCAACCACAAGAGGUAUAACGGGGAUUUUUUUAAUUCCUGCCGCGCCUUCCCCAUGAGGCUUGUAUAUCUUUCCGUGGAGGAGCAACUAGUUUUUGACAGAAUCGAGUUAUACAGAGUGCAGUUGAUUUCAUUUGGUUCAAGUGACUUCCAUUGUGGUCCAGUUACCCAUUAAUUUUGUGCUGUUGAUGGUGCAUAUGUUUUCAAGGAAGUUGAGCUUGAUAUUCUGUGUAUUGUAAAAGCUACUGACGGUAGAUACAUAUAGAUGGGAUGCAUCUCUUCUUUCCAACAAA